AUGGUUAAGGGUACAAUUUUUUCAUCAAGUAGUGUUCGUCGUAAGGGGUGGCGAUCUAGUCGAUGGUCCGUUCCGUAUUCAAUUUCCUUUCCGCCGUUUAUAGGCACCCUCUCAAGCCAGACUUCGCGCAACCAGACAGCCAGCAUGGUUGACGCAAAUGUCGAGGAUUCAGAUUCGUCUCACGACAACAAUAUGCCUACACAAGUUCAGAGACAACACUUUUAUGCCUUGUAUACUUUUCAUUCAACCAGAUCCAACCAGCAUCAUCAUCAUGAAGACAAAAGCAGCAAAUCUACAGCAGGAAGUGGGACAAAAAAAGGUGAUGGCCUGGGAGAUGAGGCGGAAGAAGAGGAGGAAGAUGGUGAUAUAGAAGAGUUAAGUCUUUCCAUUGUGGCCACUGAUCUUAAUGCUGGAGUUGAAACUGAGCUACGGAAAUGUUUGGUCCAGCGACUGUCCAAAGGAGUUGACUGUGUGGGCAGUGGGAACGUGGUCAGCCUAACAUCCAGUGAAAACUCGGAAUUCCCUUCAGUUUGUUAUUAUUGUUUAUGGAAGUCUGACUCGAAUCCCUCUGUUACUUGUGGUGCUCCACUGCUGCCUCCGUCCGCAACAACACAGACGUCUUCCACUGGAGAUUACCUUGUCUGCUUUCUGUUUGUUGACCUUGAUGACUACAGUGGAGGUGUUCUGCAAUACCUUGAUGCUGAGAUGUCCAAAAAGGAUGAAAAAGACAAGCUUAGCCGAAUAGACACUUGUGUAAAGAAUUACUUACAGGCUUGGCCUGUUGUGGCUAUGGAUUAUUUAUGUCGGUGUUUAGAUGUAUUAAACACCAAUGUCCACCAUUUGAUAUAUUGUGCUUUGAUUGGUGCCCAUCUUGAAAUAAAUGGUGGAACAGAACAGUUCCAAAAAGAUGUUCGGAAGUUUGUGCGUAGUUGCACAUUGGAAGGCUUUGAGAAUUUGCAGCAAAGUAAUGUGAUGUCAAAUAGUUGUGACAGUUGGCAGACAUUAGACAUUCAGCCAAACAUUGUGUCUGGCCCAACUGACAAAGCCACAAACAAGGUUGGACAUGAAGGCAAUGGACUCAUCUCUUUGACCCUAGAACCAGGAGAUAAAUUCCAUUUUGAUCCAGGCACAAGUUGCCAAUUCUGUAAAGAGUGGGCAGACAAAAUGGUCAAUAGUGACCGACACAAUGCAGUCUACUUAAAAGUCACAAUUGAUUCUUAUAAAUUACAGUGUAUCCAGCACAUUAAUACUUUGAAUCGACUUCUGAAACAAGCUGACAAUGACCAUUAUGCUUUAUAUAGGGCUUAUGUGUUUUUGAAGAAUUCUGGUUAUGGAAAUGUUUUGCUUAAAUAUUGCCAAUUACUUGACCUCCAACCUAACGAUCUUGAUGCACUACGAGCCCUGGAGGAAUUCAUUGAGGAGAAUAAUGACAUGAUGAACUUGUCUUUGUCUUGA
Messenger RNA from Acanthosepion pharaonis, 1455 nucleotides. The record is from the annotation of a GenBank genome assembly. Lineage: Eukaryota; Metazoa; Mollusca; Cephalopoda; Sepiida; Sepiidae.